UUGGCAUCGUGUGGGGUCUAAUUGGUGGAAUCUCGCUAGCGCGGUCAACCGGAAGAGCGUGCUGGUGGUGCUCGUCCUCCACCUAUGCUGGCAGAGAAAGGCUCGUGCGAAGAGAAAGGCUUGUUGGGCGAGCUGUGCCACAUCAGUCUCAUUCAGUAUAUAGCUCAGAUCACGAGGGUGAUAGAGACCUUAAAAAGGCUUCCACACACAAACGAGACCACCAGUGAUCACAUCGGCCUAGUGAUCACUGUGUGAUUUUUUUUGGAGUGGGAUUGUUUUCAUAUGUUUUCAUGAAGGGGCCCCCUUUGCGGGGCCAAUCGCCGCAUAUCACUGCGAUGUUUAUCCCUAUAUAUAUAUAUAACUGUGGUGGGACUGGAUGGGGUGGAUGGUUGACAGGAGAGAGCAGUUCUCCAACCGAAGGCACCUUGAUGAAGACAAUCUGAAGAUGUGCUACAGUCUUUGGUAUAUAUCGUCAAGAUACGGAGCCAAUCGUUGGCCGAACAACAUCCUUUGCACCAAAAGGACGGCCACCGAAGACUCGGGUUCGGCGUCGACAGGGGGUGUUUGGCAAGGAUGGUGUUUGGCAAGGAUGAAGCUUCAGCUGGUUUGGCGCUUUUGCAAAGAGAACAGUCAGUCUGAGUCUCAGUCUGAAUUUGGCGCAUUGGAUUGAUUGAUUCCGUGAGACAAUCUCAUUGCGAGUGGGGAUCAUGACGAACUCAGCAUCUCAAUGCUUGGUGCGGCACGCCCAGCAACACCUUCAGAGACAGCAGCGACCUUCAAAGCCAUGACGGGGUCGCCGGAGUUAUCGACACCUGCGGAUUUCAUUUGUCCCAUUACGCAGGACAUCAUGGAGGAUCCCGUGGUGGCCGCCGAUGGCGUGUCCUACGAGCGCUAUGCCAUCGAGCUAUGGUGGAGGAAUGGUCAUCAUUCGAGCCCAUUGACCAACCUCCCUUUGGAGCAUGCCAUGUUGUUGCCCAACCAGGCGCUCCGAAACCUGAUUCAGGAGCAUCUCAGCUCCUGGUCCCUCGAACAGCUGGACGAGCUCCAGCGCCGUCGCCAACGGGAACAGCGCCGCCUCCACGACGCGAACGGAAGCGACGCCGUUUCCGCCGUUCCCCGUUUCGCUUCCAACUUUUGCAUUUCCACCCAAGUGAUGCAGGACAGCCAUCCGGCCUUCUUGUUGCUGGCCUUGAGCCGCCGCUUGCUGUGAGAUGCUGGCACCCCGCCGCACUUUUUCAAUCUAACUUGGAAAAGUGGAGAAACCCGUCCAAGUACCGAUUCCAUCGGUGCUGUGACAUGAGGCGUGCGUUCGAGGUGUUUAACCGCUGGUUCUUUUGACUGA
Molecule: messenger RNA, 1342 nt
Organism: Durusdinium trenchii
Lineage: Eukaryota; Dinophyceae; Suessiales; Symbiodiniaceae
Source: the annotation of a GenBank genome assembly